CACACAGAGCAGUGAAGGCUAUGGUGGGUGAGGACGCACACGGACCUCCAGCGAGCUCGUCCCCACUGUGAUCGACCUGCGGCGGCGUAUCGCGUCCUGAGAAGAUGUCUGUGAACGAGGUGUGCGUGUUCCGGCCCUUCAAGCUCAUCGCCCUGCUGUGCGUCUUCCUGGCGCUCUGUCUGGACGUGGUGGCUCUGCUGAGCCCGGCCUGGGUCACCGCGGACCAUUUCUCCCUGUCUCUGUGGGAGUCCUGCUCCCAGUCCGAGGCACGGGAUCCGGCAGAGGAGGAGGAGGCUCCGUGGAGCUGCUUCUCCACCCUCACAUCUGACUGGCAGAUUGCCACCCUGGUGCUUCUGGUGACCGGUGCCGUGGCAACUCUUUUGGCCUUUCUGGUGGCCCUGAUUUCCCUCUGCAGGGGGACCCAGAGGCGCCACUACCGCACCGUGGCUGUGUUGCUCUUCACUGCAGUGGUCCUGCAGGCCUGCGCUCUGGUCCUCUACCCGAUCAAGUUCAUCGAUGGGACGGUUCUUCAGAGCUAUCACGAGUUCAACUGGGGCUACGGGCUCGGCUGGGGAGCCACGAUCUUCAUGUUGGGCGGAGGGAUCCUCUUCUGCCUGCGAACGGACGUGUACGAGGACACAAUGUACUGAGUCCUUUAUCAAAACACCUCCAAUGGAAACACAUAGAUAAACAUUCACAGACAUACACACAGAGUUACUAUACAGGAGGUGUGCUACUUUUCUUCACUCUGCACACAGCGUAUGUGCAUGCGAGCACAGACCCCCGCCUCUCUCUUUUCUCCUGCUCUCUCUGUUAUUUUUAGACAGGUUGUGAAGGUCCAAUUUAGGCCAGGGCUUUAUGAAUAGGACGCCAAGAACCGCCUCCUCCCUCAGCCCUGCCGGUAUCAGGGAUGAGGCGGCAGAGCUAAAGCACAGAGAGCUUUCUGGACAGGCGUGAGCCACAGAUGCUGGACGUUUCCACUGCACAUUUGACCUGGAUCUCUAUUGUUAGAGAAGCGGGACCGUAGAUUCUGGUCACAGACCUGAAUGUGCAGGGACUGAACAUUUAAAGGGACUGACUUUUUUUUAAAUUCUGUUUUGUAGCAUUUCACGAAGACAAGCUUGUUGUUGAUGUAUUUAUGGCAUACACUUUUUGAAUAUUGAAAAAACAUGAACUUCCCCCUCGGUGAGUUCUAGCUGAAACAUAUGUAGUAAUGCUAGGCCCUCUGAUAUUAGAAAUUGUAAAUUAGACCGCUUCAAUUUAUGCUGGAGCUCUCAAGUGUUUAUAGUUUGUUUGCAAACUCACACUAUUUUAUCUCAAAUUAAAAAUGUAAAUGUGUACAGUGUAUUUCUACAUGAAGGAAAAUCCAGAAUAAACAAUUGUAGU
Molecule: messenger RNA, 1386 nt
Organism: Anoplopoma fimbria (sablefish)
Lineage: Eukaryota; Metazoa; Chordata; Actinopteri; Perciformes; Anoplopomatidae
Product: transmembrane protein 47-like
Exons: 3
Coding region: 105-650 (181 amino acids)
Biological process (GO): cell-cell adhesion
Cellular component (GO): cell-cell junction
Source: RefSeq, a predicted model, not a curated record